AAAAAUCUCGACAACAGCCGUCUGAGAAUUCAUCAUCAGCCUUUGCAGAGAUAUAAAAUAAAUUUAUUGGUAAUUCAAGGUACCUGUUUAUGAUCUUCCACAAACAGUUAAAAAUGUCUUGGACAAGAGCUGACAGUGUCACUGUUAACAUUGAUAAUAUGCUUAACAGCUUGUCUUCUACACCUCCAAAGCCCUCAAUGUUUAGAGUUGGUGAUCAUUUACGCAGCAUAAAUCCAGGGGCUUAUGAUCCAGAAAUAAUAGCCAUUGGCCCAUUUCACCGCAGUAAACCCAACUUGCAGAACAUGGAGCAGCACAAAGUCAGGUAUCUAAAGCUGUUUCUUCAAAGAAGAAAUGGGUCAAGGCUAGAAAGAUAUGUUACCACAAUAAGACACUUAGAAGAUAGGGCGCGAAAAUGUUAUGCAGAAGAUAUCAAACUUAAAGAAGAUCAGUUCGUGGAAAUGUUGAUUCUUGAUGGUUGUUUUAUCAUCGAAUUUCUCUAUAUGUUUCAACACAUAGAACGUAGGGAUGAGGAUGACCCCAUUUUCCAGUAUGGACAUAUACAAAGUCAUUUGCUUCAUGAUCUAAUGGUAUUUGAGAAUCAGAUUCCAUUUUUCAUCAUUGAUCAUUUGUUCAACGUGAUCAACAUCAAUGAUCUAGACAAUAUCAAUUCUCUAAUAUGGCCUUUACUACAAAAUGGAAUUUUCCCAGUGAAUGGUCUUCCUGAAGUCCCUAUUAAUGCUCUUCAUCUUCUUGGCAUUGUACAUGGCUUCCAGUGUUCUUCAUUUGCAAGGAUAUUAUCUCACUCUGGAAAUCCAGAUGACGUGAUGAAUAUAAAUUCAGCUGUAGAACUCAGUGAGGCAGGGAUUUCCUUCAAAAAGUCGGAAGGUAAUAGUUUUUUUCACAUUGAAUUCAAAAAUAAAGCAUUGAUCAUUCCAGAAUGGGAAAUUUCUGAUUUAACAGAAUCAUUGUUCAGAAAUUUGAUUGCAUAUGAGUACUACCUCACCGGCAGUCCUCAAAAAUAUGUGACGGACUAUGCAUUCUUCAUGCAUUGUCUCGUCCAUUCCCCGGAAGAUGUAAAAUUGUUGCGCCGUUCUGGAAUCAUUAGCAGCUUUUUGGGGAGCGAUGAAAUGGUUUAUCAUGUAAUCAACCGGCUAGGCAAGAAUAUCAUAAUUUCUGAUAAGUUUUCGUAUUCUAAUAUUUUCUACUUUGUGAACCGUCAUUGUCUCCACAAGUGGAAUAUAUGGAUGGCAACUCUAAGGCGAGAAUAUUUCAACAGUCCAUGGGCACGCAUUUCAGUCGGUGCUGCCAUUUUCUUGCUUGGGCUCGCCAUCAUACAGACUGUGUUUGCCAUUCUCUCAUAUCUGGGCUGGGUUGUGGGGUUGUUGAGUAAAAGCAGGAUGUACAAAUGUGUGUGUGUGUGUGUUUUCAUUGAUGCAAAUGCAACCGUUAGAAUGUGUCGUAGGUUGGCAAGGGAUGAGCCAGAUUAUUCUGCGGUUCGGAAAAUGGUUAUUUCCUGGUCAUCAAGCUAUCCUCAAAAUAUCUCUGUUCAUCAAUUGGAUUUUGUUUCAAUCUUGUCCAAUUGUGGUGGACCCAGUUUUCCUCAAUUUCUCUUCUGUUCUUCAACUCUUCGGUCUUCCCCGAUUAGGCGCUUGCUGGCUGCUGUAGAUACUCCAUACUAG
Olea europaea var. sylvestris is the source of this 1679-nucleotide messenger RNA. RefSeq names its product UPF0481 protein At3g47200-like. Bases 90 to 1679 code for a protein of 529 amino acids. Lineage: Eukaryota; Viridiplantae; Streptophyta; Magnoliopsida; Lamiales; Oleaceae. The transcript is spliced from 5 exons. The record is from RefSeq and is a predicted model, not a curated record.